AGCUUGAGUUCAAUUUGCUCUAUCUUCCUACAGGUUCUUCGGAAGCGAUGCAGCUCUUGUGUGUUGCAGCGUUAGUUUUGUCCGCGGUGGCUGCUCAGCCAGGUUCGCGCAGGCCAUGGCAGGAUGGAAAGUUUCCGCCUGCUGUUGCGGACUCUAAGCGUGGGGAUGGUGAGCAGCCAGUGACACGGGGCCCAGAAGAUGUUGACGAAGGGUCAAGUGGAGACUGGCCAGCAUGGGACUCUGACCACCUUUCUCACGUUUCGACUUCGGGCAAAAGACAAGUUCCUGGUGUCACUGUCCGGCUUAGACGCCAUCUUUCUGGGCCAAACAGACAAUCUGGGAGACGCGGAGGACCUUCAAGGGGCCAGAAGCCCAACAGGAGGAACCCUGUUCCAAUGGUGUUUUCCCCUGUUUUCAAGGUUGACAAUGUGACAUUUCAGAACGUCACUGAUGUAACACUGAAGGAGGGGGAGAACAUAUUUCUGAUGCCAAAGCAAGGACCAGGAGAACCUCAGGACCAUAAGAGAGGAAGAGACGGGUUUCCAAAGAAUGGGGAAUUUGUGAAGCUGAUCUACAAUGCCACAGAGCCGAACAAAGUCUCCCUUGAGUUCGGCGUUUUUAAACUUAUGAACCCUCGUAAAUUCAUUGGAGAAGAAAACCAUUCUGAUGAAAUGUAUUGACAAUAAAAGGAGGAAACCAUCAUCAAUACAUUUUAAUUGACUAUCUCAACAAAUUUGUUUCUUGUUUAUUCUGAGAAAUUUCCUCUACAAGAAUACAUUCUGGAUGCCAAAAUAAAACUCUUAAAUCCCUUUGA
This is a messenger RNA of Gasterosteus aculeatus aculeatus (three-spined stickleback), 814 nucleotides long. RefSeq lists its product as uncharacterized. Lineage: Eukaryota; Metazoa; Chordata; Actinopteri; Perciformes; Gasterosteidae. The record is from RefSeq and is a predicted model, not a curated record.